ACAUGAAGCACCUGUUCGGCUCGGCGAGGGACCCGUGCAGCGACUUCUACGAGUUCGUGUGCAGCAGCUGGCAGGCGCAGAACGCGCUGCCACCCAACCGCCGCCGAUGGGCCGUCCACGACCUCCUUGUACAGAAGAUAGAGGGAGCUGUCUACUGGUUCCUGGAAGAUUUUGCCCGCAUAUAUAAGGACCUAAUGGCGAAUAAAUCCCUGCCCACGACAAAAAUACACGCUCUGUUGAAGGCCUGUGAAGACACAGACUCUAUCGACCUGAAGGGCUUCGGUCCACUGCGAAACGUGUUCCGGCACCUCUACCUGGAGCGGUGGCCAUUGGCCUCAAGCAGCACAGCGGAAGCAGGACCGGAGCCGGACCUGGAGGAGAUCACCGGCAUGAUCGUACGUGAUCUGUCCAUUCACCCGUUCAUGCACAUUAGCGCCAACGCUGAUGCCACAGGAGCCGUCACUCUGCAAAUCGAUGAGCCGGAAUUGUCGCUGACUCGGCACAGAUACUUCGAUGUGUCAUACGAUCUGCCCGGCUACCGACAACUGGUCACCGAUGGGCUGAACUUCGUCAACGAGCGCAAUGACUCCGCUGCUCUCGCAGCGGAGAUCGUAGACCUCGAGCAGCAGCUUGCGGAGGGCAUGGACGGCACGUCGGGCUGGUUGCCAGAAUCGGCCCAGUUCGAAGUUGUCACACUCGAGGACCUGCAGGCUGCCGAUAACUGGAGCUGGUCGGCGUUCCUGUCGGCCCUGUUCGACGAUGAUCACGCGGUCACGGGCAAUGCAACGGUCAUCGUCAAAUCCCCCAAGUUCCUGGAGAAGCUGAUGAAGAUUCUCGAGACCACCACCAGGUUGGCAUAGACAGGAAUAUU
Molecule: messenger RNA, 871 nt
Organism: Rhipicephalus sanguineus (brown dog tick)
Lineage: Eukaryota; Metazoa; Arthropoda; Arachnida; Ixodida; Ixodidae
Product: neprilysin-1-like
Exons: 6
Coding region: 3-860 (285 amino acids)
Biological process (GO): protein processing
Cellular component (GO): plasma membrane
Molecular function (GO): metalloendopeptidase activity
Source: RefSeq, a predicted model, not a curated record